This is a messenger RNA of Camelina sativa (false flax), 1423 nucleotides long. Its product is annotated as UPF0496 protein At3g49070. The record is from RefSeq and is a predicted model, not a curated record. NCBI's taxonomy places the organism in Eukaryota, Viridiplantae, Streptophyta, Magnoliopsida, Brassicales, Brassicaceae.
ACAAAGUACCUUCUGGUCGUUCUCAUUAUCUUCUCCCAACAACACCUCGAAACCAAAAAGAAUUUGCUUCAUUCCUCAAAACCAAAAAAGAAUUUGCUUCAUUCAAGAUCUUGAAGAUGGGAAUAAAAGUUUCAUCAAAGAUCAAAAGGAUUCUCGCAUCUACAGCUUCGGCUAGUAGUUCAAGUCCCAAAGAAGAAGAUGAUGUCGAUGUCCGAGAAGAAUAUGCAAACGCCUUCCGUACAGAAUCAUACAAUCAGUUUUGGACACGAGUCAUACAUUUAAGCCGUAAAAAAUCCACCGUGUCUUCUUCCUCAUCAUCACCAAUCGAAUCAUCCUCCACAGCAGCUCGUCUCAUGUCAUAUCGCCUCUUCGCACACAAUCUCCUAGACCCUGAUUCGAAUGCCAUAACCCGGAUACUGGAUGUAUCCCGGGUUGGACGAACCGCCCGAACUCUUCUCUCUGAUUACUUCUUGGAGACCGCAAACGCUUUCUUGCUUUGCACGCUACUACUUAAAAACAUCCAUCGUCUUCGUUCUAAAUACGAGUCUCUAAAACCUAAGUUUCAAACAGAGAAUCAUAGUUCAUUGGCUCUUAUAGACCAGUUCACUGAGCUAUCAAGAUGGUUCGAGCCGUUUAUCUCGUCGGGUUCUCGGAUCCAGCUAAUCAGAUGCGGCUGUCUAGACUUGCUAAAACGGUUAGAGUCCAGCCGAGACAAGACACGAGCUAAACUCAAGCUCAUCAACGGACUAACUCAUAGCUCAGGGCUCCUCGUUCUGGCUCUAACCACUACAUUGAUAGUAACCAUAGCCUCUCACGCCUUCGCUUUGUUUAUAGCCGGUCCAACUCUUCUAACCGGUCGAUUCAAACCAGCCGGUCUAAGGAACAAGCUAACGAAAACAGCGGCUCGGCUCGACGUGGCUGCGAAAGGUACUUACAUAUUAAGCCGUGAUUUAGACACGAUAAGCAGACUAGUAACACGGAUAAACGACGAAGUGGACCAUGUUCGAGUGAUGGCUGAGUUUUGGGUAGGGAGAGGGUCGGGUAGGGUUCGAGGGAGUGAAGAAGUGGGUCGAGAGUUGAAAAGAUGUGAAGAAAGCUUUGGUGAAGAACUUGAUGAGCUUGAAGAACAUAUCUACUUGUGUUUCAUGACUAUCAAUCGUGCAAGGAAUCUUGUUGUUAGACAGAUUUUGGAUUCUGAUGGUCCACCUAAUUGCUCAUUCGCUCCCAAAUCCAAAACAAAAUUGUAGUAUUUCUUUUUUUUUUUCCUUGUUGAUUUAUUAAUUAUUAUUGUUUGUUUUUAUACUAAGAAACAAAUCCAUUACAUAGUUUUUUGAAUUUUUAGUAUAUUUGUAAGAAAAAUAGCAAUGUCUUUUUCAUUAAUGUGUAACACCCACACACACUUUCCUUUUAUAUAAUAAAAAUG